Molecule: messenger RNA, 1109 nt
Organism: Ricinus communis (castor bean)
Lineage: Eukaryota; Viridiplantae; Streptophyta; Magnoliopsida; Malpighiales; Euphorbiaceae
Product: calcineurin B-like protein 4
Exons: 8
Coding region: 72-710 (212 amino acids)
Biological process (GO): calcium-mediated signaling
Molecular function (GO): kinase binding; calcium ion binding
Source: RefSeq, a predicted model, not a curated record
AUUUUAUAUAUAUGUAUAUCACCGGCAAAAAUUUACAUAAUUAGUUGGAAUAUGUUGAAGGGGGAAAUGCAAUGGGUUGCCUUCCUUCAAAAGAAGCUGGACCGGUGACAGCACCUGGCUCGGACAAGUUUAGCGGUCUUGCUGCUCAAACACCUUUUUCUGUAAAUGAGAUCGAAACUUUGUAUGAUCUGUAUAGAAAAAUAAGCAGUUCUAUAAUUCAGGAUGGGUUUAUAAACAAGGAAGAAUUCCAAUUUGCUCUUUUCAGAAGCAGCAAGAAGCGAAACCUCUUUGCAGACAGGAUAUUUGAUCUUUUUGAUGUCAAUCGUAAUGGGCAUAUCGACUUUGGAGAAUUUGUCAAUUCGUUGAGUAUUUUUCACCCAAAGACUCCUGAAGCUGUCAAAAUUAAAUAUGCAUUCAAGUUGUAUGACCUGAGGCACACUGGUUACAUUGAGCGAGAGGAGUUGAAGGAUAUGGUCUUGGCUCUUCUUAAUGAAUCUGAUCUGGUUUUAUCUGAUGAUGUUAUUGACACAAUUGUGGACAAGACUUUCACGGAGGCAGAUAUAAAGGGUGAUGGCAGGAUUGAUCAAGAAGAGUGGGAACAAUAUGUGGCAAGGAAUCCAGCACUCCUAAAGAACAUGACGCUUCCUUAUUUAAUGGACAUAACGCUAGCAUUCCCCAGCUUUGUAUUGAGCACUGAAGCAGAAGACUAACAGUUGUAGACCAGUUAUGCGCAGGAGGUGACUCUUCCUAUCUCGCCUGUUCAAAUUAGUUUCACCAUUGAAACAAGGUUGUUCGUGUUUGCUAUGGAGAGCAGUUAGCCAAAUGUAAGAAAACAAAGAGGAAGGGCGAAGGGCCACAAAGAUGCCAGUUUCACAGCCAACCUGAAGAAUAUUUAACCAGUCAAAAUGCAAUUUAUUCUUUCAAAGCAGGGAAUGUGCUGUGUAAUGCACAAAUAGUACAAUUCUUUAUUUCCAUUUUGUUCCUCUUAACCAUAAACUGUGAUCAAACCUAAUUCUGUACUCAGGUAUGUUUUAGCAGUAAAUGUCAAAAGAAAAAAAAAAUAGAAAGAAAAGAAUCUGUUUGCUCGGAAAAAGCAAUUUCUUGCGUCA